Messenger RNA from Westerdykella ornata, 1024 nucleotides. RefSeq names its product Swi3-domain-containing protein. The record is from RefSeq and is a predicted model, not a curated record. The transcript is spliced from 3 exons. Gene Ontology annotation, cellular component: nucleus; replication fork protection complex. The coding region runs from base 65 to 892 and encodes 275 amino acids. Lineage: Eukaryota; Fungi; Ascomycota; Dothideomycetes; Pleosporales; Sporormiaceae. Gene Ontology annotation, biological process: replication fork arrest; DNA replication checkpoint signaling; replication fork processing. Gene Ontology annotation, molecular function: DNA binding.
CAACUGCGGUUUGCUUCACCGACAUUGAGGAUUCUGGGACUUAGGCUCGUUUCUUUCGCUUGUCAUGGCUCCUGCAAACCAAACCAUUCGCGACGUACCGUCUGAGGAUGACCUAGACGCCAUCCUCAAUGAUACCCCGGACCACGAUAUCUUCGACACGAGCAACAUAAAGCCACAGAUCCAACCCCCGCAAGAGUCAAGACCACAGCCUGCUAGUGCAGACCUUGGAAUUGAUGAGGAAAUCAAAGUCGUCAAGAAGCGGAGACCCAUUCCAAAGUUAGAUGAGGAGAGACUCCUAUCCGAUGCUGGGAUUCCAAGACUACAGAGGAUAUCCAAGGAACGGCUUCGGUUCAAAGGGAAGGGACACGAGUACGGAGACAUCGCUCGAAUGUUGAACAUGUAUCAACUGUGGCUGGACGACCUCUAUCCCCGCGCGAAAUUCGCCGACGCUCUGACGAUGAUUGAAGCUUUGGGGCACAGGAAGCGAAUACAGAUCUCAAGGAAGGCAUGGAUAGACGAGGGAAAGCCAAGGCCUCCUGUGGAUAGUGAGGAUGAAGACGAAGGGCCCGGAGUCCGUGCUGUACCAGCCGAGACCACUCAGCUACACCCAGAGUGGAUGGAAGGGAUACGCCUGGAAGACGGCAACGAGUCUGUGACGGAAGCGCAACAUAUAGGAGAGGAACGUACCAUGGCUCAGACUCAGUCUCCCAGUCGAACACCCCACGGUGCCGACCAUCCCGAUGAUGAUGAACUGGAUGCAUUGUUAGCUGAGAGCGAAACGAUUGACAGGUCGUCUGCAACAACCAGAGUACGGCAAGAUACCGCAAUGCACGUAGAUGAUCCCUUCGCCGACGAUAUGGAAGCGAUGGCAGAGAUGGGGGAACUGUGGUAACGGACAAGCAGAUAUACUGUGGUCCGAUUGCCAAACCGGAAUGAUCUGGGAGGGUGAUAUCCUUAUAUAAGCAUAGCACGGCGUCAGGCAUUCGUGUUAGUCUAUGGUAUAUUACUCACUAUAUGGUCAGCU